Messenger RNA from Capra hircus (goat), 4270 nucleotides. It is a transcript of the gene CEP126, whose product is annotated as centrosomal protein 126. Lineage: Eukaryota; Metazoa; Chordata; Mammalia; Artiodactyla; Bovidae. Gene Ontology annotation, biological process: non-motile cilium assembly; mitotic spindle organization; cytoplasmic microtubule organization. Gene Ontology annotation, molecular function: protein binding. Bases 858 to 3635 code for a protein of 925 amino acids. Gene Ontology annotation, cellular component: centrosome; ciliary base; midbody. The transcript is spliced from 9 exons. The record is from RefSeq and is a predicted model, not a curated record.
AAGAUGCCCUCAAACAAAUUCAGGAAUCCAACCUAAAAUCAGAAGUAAACCUUCCCUCUUCCCACAGACCAAUAAUAAACUGGAGCUCGACUGACUGUUCCUCCAACCCCUUGGGAAGGUUUUCCUGUUUUGAAGCCUUCCUGUUUAGCCAGUCAUCCCCCUCAUCAGCCAGUCCCCGCUCUUUCUGCUGUCACUCCUUUGCCUGAACAUCCUACUCAGUUAGAUCCUUUUCCAUCAGUCCAGCCAUCUGUCCCACAAACCACAGCAUUGUCAAAUCUUCCCCAGGCCUUUGUAGGUCAUGCACCUGUGUCAGUUCUGUCCAAUCCGCCUCCCUGUAAUUCUCCAUCCUCCUCUUUGUCUUCACCUUCUAAUUCCAUAUCCUCUUCUUCAUCCUCUCUACAGCUUUCUUCCUCUUCAUCUGCUCUUUCCUCCUCUCCUUCACCUUCCCCUACUACCUCUCCAUUCUUACCUCUUUUACCUGUCCCUCUUUUUUCCUCUCCUUUGUAUUCAUCUCCCUCUCUAUAUUUGCCUUCAGCAAAUUUAGAUUUCCCCUCUCCUAUUCCUUCUGUUUCUUCUUUUAUGAUUUCUUCUUCCUUUCCCCCCAUGCUUCACUCUUCCUGUCUUUCUGCCUCCCCAUCUCCUUUUAUUCCUAUACAUUCCUUCAGUCCUCCUCACUGGGGGAAGAAAGUAGAGAAGAGAAGAGAAGCAAGUGGAGUAGAGAAGAAAGAAAUAGAGAAGAAAAAGUUGAGAGACGACAACUUAAAAGAGCUAUAGAUAAUGACUUGCCUUCAUCACUGUCAAAAAAUGAUCAUAAGCAUCAGAAAUAUCUCAUAUCCAAAAUCAAUUGUGGUCAAGAAAUGGAAAACAGCAAGGCAAACUUGACUACUAACAAAGAUGCAUUCCAGCUUAAACUGGAGGAAACGCAGAAACUCCUAGAAGAUCAGCAUCUAAGCAGUUUGCAAAAAUUUCAUGAUGAAGUUAAUCAGAUAAUAAAUUCUGAAACCCUCUCAAGUGUAGACAGUCUUGAGGCUGGGGAAUGUGAAGAAAUAUAUUUAACACUUAAUAAGGAGCCUUCCACAUCAGUCCAGCAGCAGAAUUCUGUUUCCCUCAAAUCAGCAAAUCUGCAAUCAACUAACCUAAGCUGCUUUGAUGAAGAUAAAAUGUCAUUCUCUAAAACUCAACACAUAAAUAAUUGGCUUAUAAAUAUAGAUGAUCCAAAUAUUUUCUCAGAUAUUUUUAGCAAACCUGAUGUUCUCCCUGAUUCAAGUAAAUGUUUUGAUAGUAAAGAACAAAAUCCAUCUGCUCUGAGUAGAACCAUGGAAAGAGCCAUAAAUACUGCUAAUAAUUCAGUAGCCAUUCUACAUAGUCCAUCCAUAUUUGUACAAGAUAAAAAAAGCAAAAACACAUCUGAAACUAGUGUUAUAAGGACAACUGACUCCUCUUCUGGAACAUUCAAACGGGAGAAACCAUUAGUUACUGAGAGCCCAAAAUUUAAAUUCAGCAAAGCCUGGGCCACUCCAGAUUCUCUAACCCAGGAAAUCACAAUAAUUUCAGACCAAGAGAAAUAUUCUGAAAUGACUCAAGAAAAUAGAACUACUUCAGUUCCUACUUCAUUUGUACCUUUGGCAACACCUUUAGUUUUGCCAUCGAAUACGCAAUCAGCUAGGCCUUUACCAAAGAGCAGUAUACACAUAAAGGAAAUUGACCCAGUGCAGUGUUCUGAUAAGUUAGGGGAAAUAAAAGACAUUAAAGAUGAAAAGACAAAAUAUUUUAAUUGUAAUGAGGAAGAGUUGUCUUUAUUUUCAGAUAAUUUUCAAGUCGCCUGUAUACUUCAUAACUCUGAUUCGAAAGAUAAAAAACAGAAAAUAACUGAAGCAUCAAAAUCAUUAUCUAAUAUAAUUUCUAAUUGUGACUUAGUCAGUCAGCACAAGAAAAUAAAAUACAAUAUUUGUGAGAAGAAUAGUGUGAGAUUUCUUAAAAGUAUCUUAAAGAAAGAAUCUAAAUACGAGCAUGAUUAUUUUAAGGCACUGGUUACAAGCCAAGGCUUUAAGUUAGGAAAUCAAAAAGCAGCAGAUAUCAGAGAUAGUAUUGAAUUAACAAAAGAAAAAGGGAAAAGUGCAGAAACUCCAAAAACUAUUAAAAAACUGAGAUGGUUUGAUGAAACUGGCAAUACAUGGAAAAAUGCUGAAGAUAGUCAUUUGCUGAAGAGUAGAAAAAGAAUAUCUCAACAGUGGUCUCAACCAUUCCACAUUCAAGCUAAAAGUGGUGCUGCCAGCAACAUGCCUAGUAUUCCUGCUUCUGCUGUGGAUUCUGCUAAUGAAAAAGAGCCCAAGGAUGAUUUUAUCUCUGAAAAUGUCACUGCUUUAGGAGGAUCUGGAAUAGACCAUGUGCCUUUGAACUGUUUUAUAUCUUCAGGUUAUAACACUGCUAAACAAGCCUGGCCAGACUCCACAGAGGAGGAAAGUAUAUCCCCUGUAAAGAGUGGUGGUUCCAAAACUCAGAAAAGUAGUCCACAAAGGAGUGAAGCGAAAGUCAUUAGAAGAACAAGAUCCGCUAAAGUCCAGUCAGGCUUUGUAUGUAUGAACAGAAAAGGCACUGUUACUCGACCACAGUCUGCGAGCAAAGCCAACACAUUUGCACAAGCUCAGGGUAAAUUAAUUGUACCUCAUCCUCCUCCUACAUCUCAAUUAAAUAUUAGAAGUUGUAAAAAUAUACAGGCAUCUCAGUGUCAGCCUGUAAUGCCUGAAAAUUCUCAAAACAUCAGUACAUGUAAAUACUUUAAUUCAAAACAUAUGCUUCCAACAGAAUACAAGUUGAAUCAGUGGAAUCAAGAAAGUAGUCUUCCACUCCCUCAUGUCUGUUCUGACUUAGUCACUGUGAUGCCAACUCUACCAUAUUGUUCUUCAGAGUGCCAAACAUUAACAAAAAUAAAUCAUUCACAUGGCAGGCAAACUGUUGCCCCGCAAGAUGGGACAUUAUAUUGCCCCCAAAGAUGUCCAACAUAUGAAGAAACUCAUCCCUCUGUGACUCUUACAACUACUAGAGAAGAACUGGUUCCCUUGUGGAAAAGACAGCAUAAUAUUCUGGGUCAAAAUGAAAAGGCUGCUGAUUCUAGUGUUACAAGAAGAAAACGAAGUGUCAAAAAUAAGCACAAAAGUCUUUUAGAGCAAAAAAGACAAAACCCUGGAUCUGUAGGACAGAAGUACAGUGAGCAGAUGAAUAAUUUUGGACAAAAUAUCCAGCUAAGUUCAAGUGAGCCAAAACAAACUACAAGGGGUACUUCUAAUAUUAAAGAAGUUUCAGGCAGUACUUCUGAAUUUUUGAUGGCUGAAAAUCUAGUGAAAGCUUCAGUGCCUGAGGAUGAGAUUCUAACUGUCAUGAAUAGCAAGCAGCUACAGCAAACAAAUCUGGAUUUAAAUAAAAUGCAGCAAUUUAACAUCUGUGCACUAUCAGCUGAAGAACAAAAGAUCCUGCAGUCCCUUAAUCAUCUCAAUGAAAGAUUAUACUAUAUACAAGAAACCAUUUGCAAAAAUCCAUCCAUCAAAAGUACUUUACAAAUAAUACCACUUCUGAACAGCCAGCCAAGGACCAGUCCAUCUCCUGAUGUUGGAUCCAGAUCACAGAGAAAAUACUGAUGAGUAUCAACAGUAGCUAUUAAAUGGGAUCAUUAUUUUUGAGAAUCUCCUAUAAAUAUAUAUUUAUGUGUUUGUUAAUUAUUAAAAUAAAAUACCAUCAAAUAACAUGAACAAUGGAGAUAAAUUGAUUGAUUUACAUUUAUGCUUAUAAUACUUUAUUAUGUACUUUAUUGAUAAAUACAUUUUUAAUAAAUGAAAAUACUGCACUGUUUUUAAUGAGAAUGCUACUGGAAAUAAAUUCAUUGUAUUUGAAAAGUAAGAUAUUUUAUUAUUCAAAUUAGUUCAGGAGCUUGUUUUGCUGAAAUUCCUAAUAAAUCCUAAAUUUCUGUAGAAUGGUGUAAAAAGUUUAUGAUUAAUAAUACCUCUCAUAAAUAGUAAUUUUAUUUGUUUAGGACUUUGAAGGAUCUCUGUACUUUGGAGAUGUUACUAUAGGGUCUUAUUCUCAAUUCUACAUGUUCAGAAAUUAAAGUUAUCGCUUUUUAAAGGGGUGAUUGGUCUCUAAAGAAUUGGCUUUACUAGUAAAGCUCAUGAGGCAAAUGAUAAAUAUCAAAAGUAAACUGCAAUCCCAACUGGAUUACUUAAAUUGUCUGAUCAGUAUGUUCUUUUCCCAAUGAGAAUGUCUAUUUUCUUUAAGU